Messenger RNA from Cucurbita pepo subsp. pepo (vegetable marrow), 384 nucleotides. RefSeq names its product ethylene-responsive transcription factor ERF095-like. The record is from RefSeq and is a predicted model, not a curated record. Gene Ontology annotation, biological process: ethylene-activated signaling pathway; regulation of DNA-templated transcription. NCBI's taxonomy places the organism in Eukaryota, Viridiplantae, Streptophyta, Magnoliopsida, Cucurbitales, Cucurbitaceae. Gene Ontology annotation, molecular function: DNA binding; DNA-binding transcription factor activity.
AUGGACGAGGAACCGAGAUCCGGUACUGAUCAGGGUGGCGAGGUACGUUACCGUGGCGUUCGGCGUCGACCAUGGGGGAAAUUUGCGGCGGAGAUUCGUGACUCUUCGAGGCAUGGAGCUAGGGUUUGGCUUGGAACUUUCAACACGGCGGAGGAGGCCGCUCGAGCCUAUGAUCGAGCUGCCUAUGUCAUGCGUGGCCAUUUGGCUGUCCUGAAUUUCCCUGAUGAGUAUCCUUCUCUUGGUGGAAGCUCUUCUGGUUCUUCUUUGUCUGCUCCGGCGUCGAGGCGCCAAGGCUCGGGAGGACGCCAUGUGAUUGAAUUGGAAUGUCUGGACGAUAAGGUGCUCGAGGAGCUUCUUGAGUAUGAGGAGAAAAGGAAGAAGUGA